AUGGAUAAUUUGAAUGUUGGCAUUCUUGAUUUACCUGACGAAAUUUUGCUGACUAUUUUCAAGAAACUUAAUAAUAUUGAUUUAUUAUAUUCACUGAUAGGUAUUAAUCAAAAGCUCAAUAAGAUUGCAUGUGAUAUUAACUUUACUAAAGAUGUUGAUCUAACAACAGUAUUGACAAAUGACACGAGCGAUUCGAGACUUAAUGCAAUGGUUGAUCGAUUUUGCACAUAUAUAUUACCUCAAAUUCAUAAUAACGUGGAAUCUCUUAGUGUUCAAGCAUCGUUGUUCCAGCGUAUUAUUCGUGCUAACAACUAUCCUAACUUACACAAGUUCAUUCUUUUCAAUCUUGAAAUGGAUAUGAUUUCUCAUAUUUUUAAUAAAAAAUCAUUAUUUAUUCGUUCCUAUAAACAUCAAAUUUCACAUCUAGUAAUGACAAUCAAGGAUGCAUUUCGGUAUAGACCAUUAGAGAUCAUCAUAGCUCAAACUUAUGUUGCUAUUUUUGCUUGGUUAUCAAAUCUUCAGUAUUUAGAUUUAGAUGGUAUCGAUGGUAAUCUCUACUUACGACGAUUAUUGCGUGGUUUAUCUUUUUCGCGAUGUUAUACUUCCAACGUUGCUCAUUUACGUAUUAGAAUACACAAUUUUGAUGACUGUCUCUGUUUACUCGAUGGUCGUCUUAGUCAAUUACAUACAUUGAUUGUCAAGCUUGAUUAUGUCCGUCAUUCAACCAUAAUUAUAAAUAAUGACGUAAAGAAAUAUACAUAA
Rotaria sp. Silwood2 is the source of this 762-nucleotide messenger RNA. Lineage: Eukaryota; Metazoa; Rotifera; Eurotatoria; Philodinida; Philodinidae. The record is from the annotation of a GenBank genome assembly.